Molecule: messenger RNA, 1887 nt
Organism: Heterocephalus glaber (naked mole-rat)
Lineage: Eukaryota; Metazoa; Chordata; Mammalia; Rodentia; Bathyergidae
Gene: Cep57
Product: centrosomal protein 57
Cellular component (GO): centrosome
Molecular function (GO): identical protein binding; microtubule binding; gamma-tubulin binding
Source: RefSeq, a predicted model, not a curated record
UUUUGAUUGGUUAUAAAAGACGUCGGUUAGGACCUGUUGACCUUUCCGCGAGGGCUCUAAGCGUGGGUGUCCCCGUGGGGGUGUGUGGUGGGGGUGUAGUUACCCUGGCAGCAGCACCCCGUUCCCUUCCAUCUGGGGUUCCUCUGAGGGUCGCCCCUGGUGGGCGGCUCUAGAAUCUGGAAGAGCUCGGGAACUCAGAGCAAACCCAGUCAGCGGAGGCCCGAGCUGUGAGACCAGAAAGAUGGCGGCGGCAUCGGAGUCUUUGGCUUCUGAGUCUCAGUUCUCAGUGAGUGGCGGUCGGCGUUCGAAGACGCUUAAGAAUAUUUUAGCUGAACCAUCAAAGUCUAAUGGAAAUAUGAUUCAUCGUUCUUCAUCUCUGUAUGUAUUAUAUCCACCUGGUAAACCUUUCCUUAAUAGUGAACUACGGCGCUCCCCAAAUAAGCCUACACUUGCCUACCCAGAAAGCAAUAGCAGAGCCAUAUUUUCUGCUCUAAAGAAUCUUCAAGAUAAGAUUCAACGCUUGGAACUUGAGAGGAUUCAGGCAGAAGAAAGUGUGAAAACUUUGUCCAGAGAAACAGUUGAAUAUAAAAAAGUACUAGAUGAACAGAUACAAGAAAGGGAGAAUUCAAAGAAUGAGGAAUCAAAGCACAAUCAAGAACUGACAUGUCAGUUGCUAGCUGCAGAAAAUAAAUGUAAUCUUUUAGAAAAACAAUUGGAAUACAUGCGGAAUAUGAUAAAGCAUGCAGAAAUGGAGAGAACAUCUGUCUUAGAGAAACAGGUGACCCUAGAAAGAGAACGACAACAUGAUCAAACACAUGUUCAGAGCCAACUUGUAAAACUGGAUCUUCUGGAACAAGAAUAUAACAAACUUACCACAAUGCAAACCCUUGCAGAAAAAAAGAUGCAAGAAUUGGAAGCAAAACUCCAUGAAGAAGAACAGGAAAGGAAGCGUAUGCAAGCUAAGGCAGCUGAGUUGCAGACUGAUCUAGAAACAAAGAGAUUUGCCUUUGAAGAUAAAACAACCUCAUAUGCUCCCACUGCAAGAAAAAUUAAAAAAAAGAAGUCAAAACCACCAGAAAAGAAAGGACCUAGGAAUUACUUUGAUGCACAACCUCAUUAUAGAUUAUGCUUACGUGAUAUGCCAUUUGUGGCUGGAAAGUCCACUAGUCCUAGCCAUGCUGUGGUAGCUAACGUUCAGCAUGUCUUGCAUCUAAUGAAACAGCACAGUAAAGUCUUGUGCAAUGAUCGAGUGGUGAACAACAUUUCUUUGGCAAAACAAGUACCUUCACAAGGUAGUAGAAGAAAGAAGUCAGCAACACCUCCCUCUUCCAGCGGCAUCAAUGAAGAAUUAUCAGAAGUCUUACAGACUUUACAGGAUGAGUUUGGUCAGAUGAGCUUUGAUCACCAGCAGCUUGCAAAACUUAUACAGGAAUCACCAAACACUGAACUGAAAGACAGCUUAGAGUGUGAACUAGAGGCAUUAGUGGGAAAGAUGGAAGCAAAAGCCAACCAAAUAACUAAAGUUCGAAAAUACCAAGCACAGCUAGAGAAACAGAAGCUGGAGAAGCAGAAAAAGGAAGUUAGAGCUAACAAAAAGACUCUUGAAGAAGGAAAGAGCAGUAGCCGUUCUUCUGGACUCAUGGGGACCAUAAGUAGGAAGGAUUUUGGCAAACUGAGACCUGGAGAAAAAAGCAGGAAAAAUCUUCAGUUAUUGAAGGACAUGCAAACCAUACAAAACUUAUUACAAAGUAGUAAUGUGUGUUGGAAUUACUGACUGCUCACACCAGGUCAUAAAUUUUAUUCAGAUAAUCUGUACCUCAUUGAUCAGAUAUUGACAAUUUACUUUCCAGGUUUCAUACUCGCUAAUGUUGGAAUUAAUUAAUAGAA